CUAUAGUAGCCUAUAGUACAGUAGGUGCUUUUUGGAUAUUUUACAGACCACGGGGGACCAGAAAUGCAGAGGUUAGCCUGUGUUAAACUUGACAUCUUAAUGGAAAACUUCGCUCGACUGGAACAGAAAGUCACAGAUCUUCACGGUAAGAACAACAGUCUGGAGAUCAAGCUGGAGGAAGCCACCAGGCUCUUGAAUUUCAACAUAAACAAAGUGAAGAGUUUAACCGAGGAGAGAGACAACAUGCUGGACACAGUGAACAAACUCCAGCUGACUCUUCAAGAGCAGAGUAACCUCAGAGUGGAGAAUGAGAAAUUGAAGGGCAGCAUGGAGGACCUGAAACGACAGAAUGAGAAAACAGCAGAGGAGCGAGGGGCCGAGGUGCAGCGGCUGCUCACAGACAUGAAAGCAGAGGAGGAGAGACACCAGAGGGAGCUAGAGACUGUGAGGCAGCAGUGCAGCACUGAGCUGGACGAGGCCCACAAGGAAGCCCUCAAUCAGUUGGAAGCUAAAGACGCUGAAGUGCAGAAGCUGCUUGCGAGGAAGGAUCUCGAGCUCGAGGAGAUGAAAAAGAAGCUUAGGGACCAGGAGAAGGAGAGGCAGAGUGAACUCCUAAAAUUACAAAUGGAGUUUGGCGCUAAGCUAGCGAAGGUUCAAAGUGCAGCACAGUCGUCUCAGCUGCAGCAGAGCUCCAGCUUCCUUCCCCAGAGCGUCUUCAGAAAGAAGUUGCAGGUUUUCCAGGAGGAGAAGAACAAGGAGAUUGCGGCCCUGCGUCAUAGAAUCAAAGAGCUGGAGGAGCACCAGCGUGCCGGUGGCCUCAUUGAAAAUCGUCCCAAGAGGAAAAAGAUGUAGCUGUUAAUUGCAAGCUAACAAUCCUCACAAGCCAAUGUCUUUGCCAGUUUUAAGCCAGCAUGUUCACGGCACCGUGGGCUUACACAGCAUCUUCUGCCUGGUCCUUCCAAAGGCAAAAGUUAUCUAAGACUUUUGAAUUUUCUAGUCAGUUUUUUGCGUUGAUUUAUUUGUUUGUUUGUUUGUUUUCAAUACAUUGCUGUGUUCAAGCAAAAUUUUUGAUUUUCACACUCUUGGAAACGCUCUUUCCUAUUACAGAGCAUUUAUUCAGUUACAGCACUCAUAUUGUCAUCCUGCACUAGAUUUGCAGUUUCUUGGUCUGCAGAAGGGCAGUCAGAGGAUUGUUACAGGUGACCAGUGUUCAGAUGACAGGACACUAGCACAGGUCCCCACACAUGCAACCACAGGAGGUAUUCCUGUCUAAGGCCUUAAUCCAAUCAGGCACCAGCGUGGUGGGCGGAGCCUCUGAGCUAGAAGAAGUUUCAUGCUU
This is a messenger RNA of Myripristis murdjan (pinecone soldierfish), 1339 nucleotides long. It is a transcript of the gene ccdc152, whose product is annotated as coiled-coil domain containing 152. Lineage: Eukaryota; Metazoa; Chordata; Actinopteri; Holocentriformes; Holocentridae. The record is from RefSeq and is a predicted model, not a curated record. The coding region runs from base 64 to 852 and encodes 262 amino acids. The transcript is spliced from 8 exons.